Gasterosteus aculeatus aculeatus (three-spined stickleback) is the source of this 3248-nucleotide messenger RNA. RefSeq names its product iduronate 2-sulfatase (gene ids). Lineage: Eukaryota; Metazoa; Chordata; Actinopteri; Perciformes; Gasterosteidae. Gene Ontology annotation, molecular function: iduronate-2-sulfatase activity. The record is from RefSeq and is a predicted model, not a curated record. Gene Ontology annotation, cellular component: cytoplasm.
CGACAGCUACCAGCUGAUGUGCUUGUCUGCCAGGCUGCGGGAGGAGGACGAGGCAGAAGUGGGGAUGCAAGCUUAACGUUUCAGAAGUAAACUUAAUCCAAAGUUUAUUGUGUCGUUAAGUCUCAUCUUCCAAAUCACAAUGUACAGCUGUUUCGGCAUCUGGCUUCUCCUUCUGGUGCUUCACACCCGGACUCUUGCGGUUGUUGCAUGGAGAGAGAGGCGAAAUGUCCUUUUCAUCAUGGCCGAUGAUUUGCGGACGUCAUUGGGCUGCUACGGAGACGCUGUGGCCAAAACCCCAAACAUCGACCAACUGGCAUCCAGAAGCCAGGUUUUCCUUAAUGCAUUCGCGCAGCAAGCCGUGUGCGCUCCCAGUCGCACGUCCAUGUUGACCAGUCGCAGACCGGACACCACCAGGCUCUACGACUUCAACUCCUACUGGAGGACCCAUUCUGGGAACUACACCACGCUGCCACAGUACUUCAAAUCCAGAGGGUACCACACCAUGUCUGUGGGCAAGGUAUUCCAUCCAGGUAUUGCCUCAAACCACUCUGACGACUUCCCCUACAGCUGGUCCGCCCCCGCCUACCACCCACCCUCAUUUAGAUACGAGAAAGAAAAGAUGUGUAAAGGAGAGGAUGGAAAGCUCCACGCCAACCUGCUGUGUGCGGUGAAUGUGGCGGAGCAGCCCGGGGGAACCCUCCCCGACAUGGAGAGCACGGACGAGGCCGUGAGGUUACUGAAGAGUCGGGCUGACGACGACACUCCUUUCUUCUUGGCUGUGGGCUUCCACAAACCGCACAUUCCCUUCAGGAUACCUCAGGAGUACCUGAGUCUGUAUCCCAUUGGUGAAAUGACUCUGGCCCCGGACCCUGAUGUCCCCACACUGCUUCCACCCGUGGCCUACAACCCCUGGGCGGACGUGAGGAGGAGAGACGAUGUCCAAAAGCUCAACAUCAGCUUCCCCUACGGGCCGAUCCCCAAAGACUUCCAGCUGCGUAUCCGUCAGCACUACUACGCCGCCGUGUCCUACGUGGACGCUCAGGUCGGGCGGCUGCUCGGUGCCCUGGACGGGCUGGGGCUGGCGGACAGCACCGUGGUGGUGUUGUGCUCGGACCACGGGUGGUCCUUGGGAGAACACGGCGAAUGGGCUAAAUAUUCCAAUUUUGACGUCGCGACACGUGUCCCCCUCAUUUUCUACGUUCCUUCGGUCACCAGCUGGAGCACUUGGCUGCAAGAUUCUACUUUUCCCUUUAUUGAUGUGGUCACCCAGCCACAGCUCCGCUUUGAGAACAACAAGGUUACAAGAAACGUGGUGGAGCUGGUGGACGUUUUUCCGACGCUCUCCCACCUGGCUGGCCUCGAAGCACCCAAACGCUGUCCUGACAUCUCCUUCCAGGAGGAGUUGUGUACAGAAGGAGACAACAUGGCCUCCGCCUUGCGGCACCAGGAACGAAAGCAGAACGAGGAAGCCAUCUCUUUUAGCCAGUACCCUCGACCCGCCGAUACACCGCAGGUGAACUCUGACCUCCCCGACCUCGAAGACAUCAAGAUCAUGGGCUACUCUCUGCGCUCCUGGGACUAUAGAUACACCCUCUGGCUGGGCUUCAACCCGAAAACAUUUCAGGUGAACGUGUCGGAUGUCCAUGCUGGGGAGCUUUACAUGUUGGCGGACGACCCCGGUCAGGACAAGAACAUCUACAGUGUCUUUGACCACAGCCUGAUGAUGGCAAAGAUGACGAGUCUGCCUCGGACUGCGAGUGUGCAGAUGCGAAUGAGGCUGCAGCUCCUCUACCUCUCAGCGGGGAGGAAGACGAGUCGAGGGAAGGCGUGAUGACUGGAAUGAGACUACAACAGAUGGAGAUGAGUACUAAGGGAAGAUGGAUGGAUAAACUAUCCAGAAAGGGAGAACGCUUUGAAUAUUUUUUCUAAUAUAACACAUACUUGAUUUAGUAUUAUGUGAAAUCACUGUUAAUCUUUCAGGCUCAGUCCCUUAGGCUAAUGUUCCUUGUGAAGAACUCAUUGGCAGGCAGAUCUGAGCUCAACAUGAGUGAAAGUGAAAAAGAAAGCGUUUAUGCCGGGUGUUUUUUUUUCUUUGACAAAGGGAAACUGGAAAGUCUGAUUGGUUGAUCUCACUGCUCCUAAAAGCAACGCGUCUGUCGCCUUUUAACUCGCUGUGCCCGGGCAGGAAGUUUGUACUGUUCAUACUGACUGAACAAAGGAAAUAUAACUUAUUUAUUGUGUGCCGUGUUGUUGGCGUCCUGUGCUUAUGCUAAGCUAAUGUUAAUGGCAGCUGGCUCAUUGUAGCGUAAAAAAAGCCUAUUCAACCCUGAACGCUGACACUUCUGUAGCUGACAGUGAAACCUUUGUUAUGAUCAACUUUACCCAGAAGCAUGAGCUCUGAUUGGCUGUGAUGGUGUCGCCUCCCCUAUAAAGCUCUUAUUUUGCAGUUUUUUUUUCUUCAUCCAAAUUAUUAUUGAGGAAAACAUAACUAGUUAUUCUUUAUUGGUCCUCCAUCUCUCUCGGGGAGUCUCUCCACUUCCCAACCGCUAACAGGGGCUCUCACACGUUUGCGCUGCAGUGUUAAAGAAUGUGACAUUUCUAUUUGCCCCCCUCCCUGUAAGCAGUCGGUGCGGUUCAGUUUGCGGACGCAGAGUGAUUAAGAACCACGUGUAGUAAUUGAAUUCAAAUGAAACGGACCGCAGCCCCUCGCACUGCUGUUCCGAUGCAUGCGCUGUGGCAGUUGUUAGACAGCAAUUUCGGCUUGAAUUUUGUGUUCAACAAUGAAUUGCAGGGUUUUGGUCCGUCAGCUCUUAUUAUAGUUUACACUGGCUUCCUGUUAAUGGGAUGCAGAUGAUUCAUGUAAUCAGCAUGGAUUGUAUGUCCGACCAAGCCUUAUUGAAUUGGCUCCCUUUUUGGUUUUCUUCAUUCCCUCCACGGUUGUUCUCAGGGAAUUGGUGACAGUUUUAUUUUUGUUUUUCUGGUGUCGCUGCGUCCUUUUAACGAUUGUCAGCAGUGAUCUAAAGUGUCCACACAGACGGAUACCGACGACACGAAGAUGAGCUUCUCCUGCAGUCUGGUUGCGUCAGAGCAGCUUUGAGUGAUCUCAAGCUUUCUGGAGGAAAAUAAAAAAUCAAUGAUGCAGAAAUAAUUCAAAUCUGUAGUUUUGCAGGGACAUGCUGUUAAUAUAUUUAUGUCUGAUUUAAAUAACUGCAGUCGCAAACAAAUAAACUAUUUUUUCAAUGAAAGUU